This is a messenger RNA of Camellia sinensis, 695 nucleotides long. Lineage: Eukaryota; Viridiplantae; Streptophyta; Magnoliopsida; Ericales; Theaceae. The record is from RefSeq and is a predicted model, not a curated record.
UCAUGGGUUUUUUCUGAUAUUAGUCUUCUUAAUUUUUUCUUUCUUUUCUAUCAAAUCCUUAGGUACCCAUUUCCAAAAGAAUCAGAAUUUCAGAAUUUGAUCAUCAAAUUUCAAAAAUUGACCAUUUCAUGGUUUGAACACUCUGGGGAUUUCUAAUUUGACACCACCUCUCUCUCUCUCUCUCUCUCUUCUUGAUCCAUCACCAUAACCUCAUACAAUGUAUGGAACUGAGGGCGGAAUAGACAUGGCCUUAGAAUUUCAGUCCCAUAUCCCCAUUUUGAGGCCAAGCAUUCAUGCCAGGAGGGCAAACCUAACUGUAAAGUUUCAAGAUCUUUAUGGGUUCACAGUAGAAGGAAAUGUUGAUGAUGUUAAUGUAUUGAAUGAGGUUAGAGAGAAGGUGAGGCAACAGGGUAGGGUUUGGUGGGCUUUGGAGGCCAGCAAAGGGGCCAAUUGGUAUUUGCAGACUCAAAUUUCAUCAACCCUUAAAUCUUCCCUUACAUUUUCAGCUUUAGGUAAUGCAGUUACCCUCAAGAAGCUCAUCAGGAAGGGGAUUCCGCCGGUUUUACGGCCUAAGGUCUGGUUUUCGCUCUCUGGGGCGGCUAAGAAGAAGUCCACGGUUCCAGAGACCUAUUACAAUGACUUGACCAAGGCUGUUGAGGGUAAGGUCACACCGGCAACGCUGCAGAUCGAUCAUG